CCGCGCUUACCUCGCGAGCCGAGGGCGGUACGAGGGGCGGUGGGGGUGCGGCGCGGUGCGGCAGUGAGGCGACGCUGGAGUGUGUGGCGGCGCGGGCGCUCAGCAUGGCUCGCCUGGUGCUAGGUCUGAUGAGCUGUACCCUGUUUAUAACAGUUAAUGGUCUGUAUUCGUCUAGUGAUGAUGUAAUUGAAUUAACCCCCUCAAACUUCAACCGAGAAGUUAUUCAGAGUGACAGUUUGUGGCUUGUAGAAUUCUAUGCUCCAUGGUGUGGCCACUGCCAGAGGUUAACACCAGAAUGGAAGAAAGCAGCAACUGCCUUGAAAGAUGUUGUCAAAGUUGGUGCAGUUGACGCAGACAAACAUCAGUCCCUGGGUGGUCAGUAUGGUGUUCAGGGAUUUCCUACCAUUAAGAUUUUUGGAUCCAACAAAAACAAACCAGAAGAUUAUCAGGGUGGCAGAACUGGCGAGGCCAUCGUGGACGCUGCCCUCAGUGCUCUGCGCCAGCUUGUGAAAGACCGCCUUGGCGGCCGGGGCAGUGGCUCCAGUUCUGGAAAACAAGGCAGAGGUGACAGUUCAAGUAAGAAGGACGUGAUUGAGCUGACGGACGACAGCUUUGACAAGAACGUCCUUGACAGUGAAGAUGUUUGGAUGGUUGAGUUUUAUGCUCCCUGGUGUGGACACUGCAAAAACCUAGAGCCAGAAUGGGCCGCGGCCGCUACAGAGGUAAAAGAGCAAACGAAAGGCAAAGUGAAACUCGCAGCUGUGGAUGCCACCGUGAACCAGGUUCUCGCCAGCCGAUACGGGAUUAGGGGAUUCCCUACAAUCAAGAUAUUUCAGAAAGGCGAGUCUCCUGUGGAUUACGAUGGGGGACGCACGAGAUCCGACAUUGUUUCCCGGGCCCUCGAUCUGUUUUCUGAUAACGCCCCACCUCCUGAGCUGCUUGAGAUUAUCAACGAGGACAUUGCCAAGAAGACGUGUGAGGAGCAUCAGCUCUGUGUCGUGGCCGUGCUGCCCCACAUUCUUGACACGGGAGCUGCAGGCAGAAAUUCUUACUUGGAAGUUCUUCUGAAGUUGGCGGACAAAUACAAGAAGAAAAUGUGGGGGUGGCUGUGGACAGAAGCUGGAGCCCAAUCUGAGCUAGAGAAUGCGCUGGGGAUCGGCGGGUUUGGAUACCCUGCUAUGGCAGCUAUUAACGCACGCAAGAUGAAAUUUGCUCUCCUAAAGGGAUCGUUCAGUGAGCAAGGCAUUAACGAGUUUCUCAGGGAGCUGUCUUUUGGGCGUGGAUCUACGGCCCCUGUAGGCGGUGGGGCUUUCCCUGCCAUCAGCACCAGGGAGCCUUGGGAUGGCAAGGAUGGCGAGCUUCCCGUGGAAGACGACAUUGACCUGAGUGAUGUGGAGCUGGAUGACCUGGAGAAGGAUGAGUUGUGAGAGGCUCCGCAAAGACUUCAGCUUUCUUUUCUUGGGAGCAGAUUUUCCUGCAGUAAAGGAACGUCCUUUCCAGUCCAAGGGACCUACCAGUGGCCUUUUUAACCGAGAAGUAACCCUUGACUGGUCAUUUGAAAACACUGCAACAGUGAACUUCUGCAUCUCAAGAAAACAAUGAAAAAUUCUAUGAAUUGUCGUAGCCAGUGAAAUGAGUUGUAUCCUGUCAAGUAAUAUUUUGAAGAAAACUGAUGGGCUGUUGAAGCAUUUUUCCCUCCCUCUGACUUGCUGCUUGGAUGUUCUUGGAGGCUGUUUCUUACAUACAAGUUUUUUAAUGUGAUCAUUUUCAUUUGAAUAUUAAUAGCUUUUUUUCCAUUAAAGAAUAAAAUAAUAUUUUGGACAAUGCCAAUAAACGUAUGAAAUCAGUGUCCACAUGGUAAAUUCAGAGUGCGGUAUUCAGCCCGUACAUUAUUAUUGUGAAGGGACGACCUUGACGUUUGUCCUCCCUGUAACCUGUGGCUCACGUGACACCGUCUGGAUGCCUGCUGUCACACAGGUCUUACCUGUGACCCCCAAGGCCGGGGUCCAGUUGUAAAUGUGGAAGGUAAAGCGAGUUUAUAUAGAAGGAUGAGGAAGAGUGUGGAUCAUCAAGUGGGAACUGUCCUCCAUGCCCAAUCUUUUGUCUUUGAGCCAUCACUAGCAACUACUAGGGAAAAGAGCUGGUUAUACACUUAGCCCAAGGUUUUUGAUAUGUUAUUAAACCUUCACAGCGUGUCCCGUUAAGACAUGAAAUACAGCAGCAGGUUACCAAUUGAUAGGAAGUCCCCAUUCAUGUAAGACCUUCAGAAAACUCAACUUUUAAAUUACGUUAGAAUAUAAGGGAAGAGACAAUUCAAAGGACUGAGAACAUUUCUUUAUUGUAACUUACAAAAAAUAAAUACAACUGUCACUAA
Molecule: messenger RNA, 2374 nt
Organism: Odocoileus virginianus texanus
Lineage: Eukaryota; Metazoa; Chordata; Mammalia; Artiodactyla; Cervidae
Gene: PDIA6
Product: protein disulfide isomerase family A member 6
Biological process (GO): response to endoplasmic reticulum stress
Cellular component (GO): endoplasmic reticulum lumen
Molecular function (GO): protein-disulfide reductase activity; protein disulfide isomerase activity
Source: RefSeq, a predicted model, not a curated record